Molecule: messenger RNA, 1155 nt
Organism: Penicillium brevicompactum
Lineage: Eukaryota; Fungi; Ascomycota; Eurotiomycetes; Eurotiales; Aspergillaceae
Product: RCC1 domain-containing protein
Exons: 1
Coding region: 1-1155 (384 amino acids)
Cellular component (GO): cytoplasm
Molecular function (GO): guanyl-nucleotide exchange factor activity
Source: RefSeq, a predicted model, not a curated record
AUGCGUCUCUUCGCCUUUGGAUCAAACGGAUCCGGCCAGCUAGGAAUCGGCCAUCAAGAAGAUGUCUCAGAGCCCACACAAUGUCUCUUCACGACACACCCCGAGUCAAAAAUCACAACUGAACAUCUCAAUGAAGAAAUAAAAACCAUCGCAGCAGGUGGAAACCACACCCUCCUCUUUACAAAGUCCGGUACCGUCUACGCAACAGGCGCCAACCAAGACGGGAGAUGUGGACCACUCUCAAGCCCAACUACCAACCCAGAAAAUGUCUUCAACCGCCUCGCAUUGAGUGGCGGUUCGGGCCCUGUGACAUCAUUCACCCAUGUCUCCGCAACAUGGGAAGGGACCAUCCUGGUAGCUCCAGAGUCAGACGCUGAUCGAGUCUACGUGUUCGGCACGAAUACGAAAGGCGAAUUGGGCGUGGCGGAGCCAUUGAUCGCGGACGGCGCGUGUAUUCAUGAUUUCCCACCGCCUGGUACGCGGGUCACUGCGUUAGCGAGCGGGAUGGCGCAUUCGGUGGCUGUGCUUUCGAAUGGGGAUGUGUGGGGGUGGGGCGCGGCGAGGAAGGGACAACUCGGUAGUGAGAAUGUGGUCAAGACGACCGCGCCUGUGCGUAUUCAUGUUCCAUUCUUUGCGGAGGAGGUUGUUUGCGGGAGUGAGUUUAGUGUUGUUUCUGGGGGCGGGCAAUUUGUUGUUCUUGGUGAUAAGGGAAAUCGAUGGGGUAUUAUGAAGGUGCCUGAGUGCUUUAGGGUGCCUGGUGAGGCGAGUGAGUCGAGUGGGCUCAUUCGGUAUAAGUAUUCAGGGAUUCGAGCUAGCUGGCAUGGUGUUUAUGUGCAUGCAGCUGGGACUGGAGGGUCGGGGUCUGAGGUUGCGUCGCUUGUUGCUUGGGGGCGCCAUGAUCGUGGUCAGAUUCCACCGAGCACACUUCCUGUGCCUGCUAUGCUCGCUGUUGGUAGUGAGCAUGCCGUUGCGCUUUUGGAGGAUGGUCGAGUUGCUGCUUGUGGGUGGGGAGAACAUGGUAAUUGUGGAUCGGAUCUGGAUGCUCUGCGAAAUGUCGCGGAUCGAAUGAACAUCAUUUCGCUCCCUGAGACUGUGGAUGGGAAGGUUGUUGGAGUUGGAGCGGGAUGCGCUACUAGCUGGAUGAUUGUGGAUUGA